Amaranthus tricolor (Joseph's coat) is the source of this 411-nucleotide messenger RNA. Its product is annotated as S-protein homolog 3-like. The coding region runs from base 1 to 411 and encodes 136 amino acids. NCBI's taxonomy places the organism in Eukaryota, Viridiplantae, Streptophyta, Magnoliopsida, Caryophyllales, Amaranthaceae. The record is from RefSeq and is a predicted model, not a curated record. The transcript has a single exon.
AUGGGUGGAGGCAAGUGUUACAUUUUGAUUACUCUCUUACUUAUUCUAAUCUCACUGAAGCAGCAAAAGAUUGAAGCCAGCAAAUCAUAUAACGUAACAAUCGUUGAUGGUCUUGGAGACGGUGAAAAUCUAGUGUUCCGAUGCCAAUCCAAGGAUACUGAUUUUGGUGUUCAUUAUUUGAAUGAAACAGGACAAAGUUUUAGUUGGGUUUUUAAAGUCAAUAUCAUUCGAACAACACUUUACUUUUGUCAUUUUUAUUGGAAAGACAAAGAUGUAAGUUUUCCUGUUUUUGAAGCACAUAAUCAAGGAGAUGCUUGUGGGUAUCUUGUUUAUUGGCAAGUUAGGGAUGACGGUUUCUACUUUCACUGUGAUGCUGAUGCGUUGGUUUACAAGCGUUCUUGGUACAAGUAA